UCCCCCUCCACGCAUUCUCAGUUUGUUCUUCGUUCGAGUUUGACGUACGAACUUUAUUAUCUGCAAAAAUGACUGGUCGCGGAAAGGGAGGUAAAGGUUUGGGAAAAGGAGGAGCAAAGCGGCAUCGCAAAGUUUUGCGUGAUAACAUCCAAGGUAUCACCAAGCCAGCCAUCCGUCGUUUGGCUCGUCGUGGUGGAGUGAAACGUAUCUCCGGAUUGAUCUACGAGGAAACUCGUGGUGUUCUCAAAGUGUUCCUUGAGAACGUGAUCCGUGACGCAGUCACUUACACCGAGCACGCCAAGAGGAAGACCGUCACCGCCAUGGACGUCGUCUAUGCUUUGAAACGUCAAGGCCGCACCCUUUACGGUUUCGGCGGUUAAAUAUACACAUCAUCAUCAUCAUUUAAACAAUCGGCCCUUCUCAGGGCCACCAAA
Messenger RNA from Leptopilina boulardi, 434 nucleotides. Its product is annotated as histone H4. The coding region runs from base 69 to 380 and encodes 103 amino acids. The record is from RefSeq and is a predicted model, not a curated record. Gene Ontology annotation, molecular function: protein heterodimerization activity; DNA binding; structural constituent of chromatin. Gene Ontology annotation, biological process: nucleosome assembly. NCBI's taxonomy places the organism in Eukaryota, Metazoa, Arthropoda, Insecta, Hymenoptera, Figitidae. The transcript has a single exon. Gene Ontology annotation, cellular component: nucleosome.